AUCUUAAUCUUCAAUUUUGUUUUCCUACUCUUAUAAAGCCUCCACUGUUAUUCAUUACACUCAUUGAUCGACUUCUCAGCAUAGCCUUGCAACUCCAGGCGGUGAUAAGGGAGGCGGACUAACUCCUUGCAGGCGGUGAGAGGAAAAUCAGAAGGCAUGGGAUCCAAAAACAAAGUACGCAAGCCCAAAAAUAAGCACAAUAACAAACCUGAUUCUCUCCCCUCGGCGCUAGAUAGCAACAACAAAAACGAAACCGCCGGUGGCGGUAGCGAGAUGAUUAAGGAUGCUCGAUUCGCGUCCCUUCAUACGGACCCUCGGUUUCAGACGGUUCCGAAACACAAGUCCAAGGUUGUCAUUGAUUCUCGUUUCAAUCGAAUGUUCACCGACAAGAGAUUUGCCUCGUCUUCUGCACCUUUGGAUAAGCGAGGGAAACCUAAGAAGGGAAACUCCCAGAGCUCUCUUCGCCAUUAUUAUCACCUCGAAGAAGCCGAAGGAGAAGAGGAUAAGAGAAAGAAUGAUGUUGCGAGUGAAGAGGAUGAUACCGAGGAGAGUGAUAGAAAUGAAACGUUAGAAAAGAACUGCGAUGAGGAGUCGGAACAGGAGGAGGAAGAUUCAGAAUCCGGCUCCACUACCGAAGAGGAAGACGUUGAUAUAGAUUAUGAGGAUGAAGAGCCUGAAAUACAGGAAGAAAAUAUCCCAUUGAUCGAAAAGGAAACCCGCAGGCUUGCUGUUUUGAAUAUGGAUUGGAGACAUGUUAAGGCUGCUGACUUGUAUGUAAUGCUAAGCUCAUUUCUCCCUAAGGAUGGACAAAUUAUUCAAGUUGCUGUUUAUCCAUCUGAAUUUGGACUUCAGCGUAUGAAAGAGGAGGAAAUUCAUGGACCAGUAGGCCUAUUUAAUGGGGAAAAUGAGGACAAUGAAGAAGAAGAUGAUGAUGAAAUUGAUACUGAGAAAUUGCGUGCAUUUGAGAGAAGUAGGCUAAGAUACUACUAUGCUGUAGUAGAAUGCGAUUCUAGUGCAACAGCAGAUUACUUGUACAAAACUUGUGAUGGAGCUGAAUUUGAAAGGUCAUCAAAUGUGCUUGACUUGAGAUUCAUUCCAGAUUCUAUGGAAUUUAAACAUCCACCCCGUGAUGUUGCAGUUGAGGCACCCUCAAACUAUGAGGGUUUAAAUUUCCAAACCCAGGCACUGCAGCAAAGUAAAAUUAAUCUUUCUUGGGAUGAAGAUGAACCACAACGUGGGAAAAUUCUGAAACGAAAACUCAAUGAUGAACAGCUGGCCGACUUGGAGUUAAAGGAGUUUCUAGCUUCUGACGAGAGUGGAAGUGAUGAUGAUGAGAACGAAGAGGUCACUAAGGAUCAAUCUGAUAAGAAAAAUAAGAAAAGAGAUUUAUACCGUGCCUUACUUCAAUCUGGUGAUGGAUCCGAAGAUGAUGGUGAGGAGGAUGGCCAAGAUAUGGAAGUAACUUUCAAUACUGGCCUGGAGGAUAUAAGUAAGCGUAUCCUGGAGAAGAAAGAUAAGGAAGCAGAAACCAUUUGGGAGGCCUAUCUCAGAAAAAGACGGGAGAAAAAGAAGGCCAAGAAAAAUAAAUCUAAGCAUUCUUCGGAAGACGAGAGUGAUGAGUGUGAUAUGGAACCUACAGAAGAACCUGAUGACUUUUUCAUCGAAGAGCCUUCUCUUAAGAAGAGUAAGAAAGGAAGGAAGCAAAAUGAAGAUAUGGAGAAGGAAGCUGAAGCAAGCAGAGAAGAACUUGAGUUACUACUCACUGAUAACAAAGGAACUGAUACUGGUCCUAAAGGAUACAAUCUGAAGGCUAAAAAGACCAAGGGGAAAAGGAAAAAAAGAAGUUUAGAUGAGAAAAAGAUACCAGUUGUCGAUGAUGAUCCACGAUUUUCUGCUUUUUUUACCUCAACUCUCUAUGCUUUGGACCCUACAGACCCACAGUUCAAAAGGAGUGCAACCUAUGCUCGACAAAUAUCGAAAAAGCGGCAGAAGGGCGAAGAGGAAGAAAUGGUUGGAGAGGGCACGAAGAUACCCACUGAUGAUCCUGGGAUGAACGGAGUUGAGCGUGAGAAGUGCGCUAUUUUACCAUCGAAGGAGAAGCAUAACCUGUCUUUGAUGGUAAGAUCGGUUAAGAUGAAGUUGAAACAAGUUCAACUGCCCUCGGGUGGUAAAAAGAAGCAGCAUCAGGUUCAUUCAAAGAAGGCAAAGAAUAAAUGAAACAGAGGCGUGUACUUUCUCAGAAUAUAAUUUAUGGUAAGUGAAUGUAAUUUGUGCACUUUUUUAUGUUACGGUGAGUGUCAUUUAACCAUCGUUUGGAAGUGGGAAUUGAUUAAAAGUUUUUAUACUGUCCAAG
Molecule: messenger RNA, 2353 nt
Organism: Hibiscus syriacus
Lineage: Eukaryota; Viridiplantae; Streptophyta; Magnoliopsida; Malvales; Malvaceae
Product: pre-rRNA-processing protein ESF1-like
Biological process (GO): rRNA processing
Cellular component (GO): nucleus
Molecular function (GO): RNA binding
Source: RefSeq, a predicted model, not a curated record